GAUUCAAAUUGGAUCAGAAAACCUACUGAUUCAAGGCAGUCUUAGCGUGAAUAAUAUGAUGGAGCACCGGCACCCUCCUCUUCCUGCUUGCAGAGCCUCUCAGCCUUUAGCUUCUCAUUACAACUAUAUCUUAUGUCCUCAUCAUCACCAUCUCCUCCAUCACGACUGCCAUAAUCAGCACCACCACCUCCAUCACCAGCACUACUACCCUCAUUGCCACCACCGCCACCACCGCCACCACCACCCUUUCUGUGGGCAUCACAUUUCUCUCCCUCACAAAACUGAUCACUUCCAUUUGACCCCUUGUGUUGCUUCUUCUUCUCUUCCUCCAGCAGUAACACUUCCUGAACAGCCCCAAGUGGGCUACUCUGUUUCAACGCAGAACCAUCAGAACCAGGCGGUUUCCGCGUGUGAAGACGAUGAGAAUUCAGGAGUCCAGUUGAAUGAGGAAUGGAAUGAAGAAUUGGAAGAAGAGGAAGAACCAGUUUUUGUUAUGACAGAUGAAUGGGUGGAGUUCUUUGCCAAAUCUGAAGCUAAGAGGGGAUUAGAGAAGCAGCAGGCAAAGAAGAAAAAGGCUAAAAAAUGAGCACAAAUCUUCUCGAGUAUGUUCAAUCAUCAAGUGCACCAGAUGCAUUGCAACACUAUUAGAGCUGAAUGCAUCAUAUUCCUGGUCAAACAAGGAUUUUUUCUGUGUUGCAGUCAGCUUUAUCAGGACAAAGUUAACAUUGGAGGCAAAUGUAUCUGUCUAUUAUCUCACCUCCAAUCCACAUAUAAAACAAAGCAUGAUGCUGCCUUAUGGAAUUACUGCUAGGUAUUUGUUUUACUUUCAAAAACAAUUAAAUAACUUCUCAAAUUUCCAGACAGAUAUGACAACCAACGGGCAAUGCACAAUUUGACCACUUGAACAUUGUCUACUAAAUUAACUGUUUGGAUCAAAUAUUACAUCUGUAAUUUCUUUUUGUGCUA
This is a messenger RNA of Macadamia integrifolia, 966 nucleotides long. Its product is annotated as polyadenylate-binding protein 1-B-like. NCBI's taxonomy places the organism in Eukaryota, Viridiplantae, Streptophyta, Magnoliopsida, Proteales, Proteaceae. The transcript is spliced from 4 exons. The record is from RefSeq and is a predicted model, not a curated record. Bases 56 to 586 code for a protein of 176 amino acids.